UUUCAGAUAUCGUCCCAUUUGGGCCCACAUUUCCAAACCCCCUCUCGCCUCUCUUGCUCCCAAAUCCAAUGGAGUGGGAGCAGCGUUUGACUCUGAUCCUGGUCAACCUCGCCGGAAUCAUGGAGAAGGCCGACGAAUCUCUGCUUCCGGCGGUCUACAACGAGGUCGGCGCCGCCCUGCACACAACGCCGACCGGCCUCGGAUCGCUGACCCUCUUCAGAUCCAUGGUCCAGUCCGCUUGCUACCCUCUCGCCGCCUUCGUCGCCUCGCGGUACAACCGUUGCCACGUCAUCGCCGUCGGAGCUUUCCUUUGGUCGGCGGCAACCUUCCUCGUUGCGCUCUCCGACUCUUUCUUUCAGGUAGCAAUAUCAAGAGCCUUCAAUGGGGUUGGGCUAGCCUUAGUGACACCUGCAAUCCAGUCCCUCGUUGCAGAUUCCACUGAUGACAGUAACCGUGGUAGUGCAUUUGGAUGGCUUCAGCUAACCUCUAACAUCGGGUCUAUCAUUGGUGGCUUUUUUUCUCUCCUACUAGCGUCAACUUCCGUCAUGGGGAUUGAGGGUUGGAGAGUUGCUUUCCAUUUGGUCGGCAUAAUAAGUAUUAUAGUAGGAAUUUUGGUUCUAUAUUAUGCAGUAGAUCCACAUUUUUCCAACAGUGAUGGCAGAAGUGACACGAAGAGUUCACCCAAGUCUUUAACAACUGAAAUGACGGCGUUGGUUAAAGAAGCCAAGGCGGUGAUGAAAAUUCCAUCUUUCCAGAUUAUUGUUGCUCAGGGUGUUAGUGGAUCAUUUCCAUGGUCAGCUCUAUCUUUUGCACCUAUGUGGCUGGAGCUCAUUGGAUUCUCGCAUAAAGGAACUGGAUUCCUUAUGGGCAUGUUUGUAGUUGCCAAUUCACUUGGAGGACUGUUUGGAGGAAAGAUGGGGGAUUAUCUAUCGAAACGUUUUCCAAACUCUGGUAGGAUUAUUUUAUCACAGAUAAGCUCUGGUUCUGCCAUUCCUCUCGGAGCUGUGCUACUGCUAGCGUUGCCUGAUGACCCCUCUACAGGUGUUGCUCAUGGUCUGGUCCUGUUCAUCAUGGGAUUGAGCAUCUCAUGGAAUGCUGCUGCCACGAACAAUCCUAUAUUUGCAGAGAUUGUCCCUGAGCGAUCAAGGACGAGUAUUUAUGCUCUUGAUAGAUCAUUCGAAUCUGUACUUUCAUCAUUUGCUCCUCCCAUUGUUGGAGUUUUAUCUGAGCAUGUUUAUGGCUACAAACCAAUUGCUUCAGGUUCAAGUAAGGGUGCACGCAUUGAGACAGACCGAGAGAAUGCUGCUUCUCUUGCCAAGGCUCUAUACUCUGCAAUAGCAAUUCCAAUGGCCAGCUGUUGCUUAAUCUACUCCCUCCUUUAUUUCACAUACCCUCGAGAUAGAGAGAGGGCAAGGAUGGAGUCUUUAAUCGAGUCUGAGAUGCAGAACAUAGACCUUGAAAGUCCUCAAGAUGCAGAAGAUAUGCCUCAAGACUACCUGUUUGAAUCUCGAAAAGGGAGGGAUGUCAAUAAUGUUUAUGGGCAAGGCGACUUUGAGAUUGAGGACAAUGAUGAGAAAAUAUUACUUCAAUAUCAAGUGGCUUCAGAUGAAAGGGAUCAAUAGUAGUGAAUUCCUCUGCUGAGGUCUAUGAAAGACUUCCUUGACUACGAACUCAUGGUCUUCAAAGGAGUAGAUGCAAUAGGGGAUUUGCUCAUGGAAGGAUAAGUCUACUAAUGGAGAGAGCAUCACUUAAAUAUUGCAUGAAUGAAAUUGACAGAUGUCAUGUUAAAAUUGAAUACAGAGCAAGGGAGAAAACAAUAGAUGUUCGGACUGUUUAUUGAUAACACGUUCCUUAAAGGCUCUUCAAAUUUUUUGUAUUUCCAUACAAAAUAUUUACUGACUCUUUGGCAUUUUGGACUUUCUUUUUUCCUCUUCUUCAUACACUAUAUCUACUGGUUGUUUUGUAUUUUAUAGAUUUUUUUUCUCUGUUCUUUUUCUGGUCCACAUAUAAAGCUGUAAAAGUUUCCCCUGUAUGUAUGAAAUUUGUUAUGUAAAGGAUUAAAUAAGUUGGUCACACAGCUGAUACAAUGAUUGGAAAUAUUCUCAACGUA
This is a messenger RNA of Asparagus officinalis (garden asparagus), 2110 nucleotides long. Its product is annotated as tetracycline resistance protein, class B-like. The record is from RefSeq and is a predicted model, not a curated record. Gene Ontology annotation, molecular function: transmembrane transporter activity. Gene Ontology annotation, cellular component: membrane. Gene Ontology annotation, biological process: transmembrane transport. The transcript is spliced from 3 exons. Bases 69 to 1622 code for a protein of 517 amino acids. NCBI's taxonomy places the organism in Eukaryota, Viridiplantae, Streptophyta, Magnoliopsida, Asparagales, Asparagaceae.